This is a messenger RNA of Aureobasidium namibiae CBS 147.97, 327 nucleotides long. RefSeq lists its product as uncharacterized. The record is from RefSeq and is a predicted model, not a curated record. NCBI's taxonomy places the organism in Eukaryota, Fungi, Ascomycota, Dothideomycetes, Dothideales, Saccotheciaceae. The annotation marks the transcript as partial. The transcript has a single exon.
AAAACACAUGCAAAACAUACAGCAGCAGGGAUUCCCACGUGGUCAUCCACCGUAGUACUAAUCUGCCGUUCAACUGCUUAUGUAUGGCAGAGCGGACGGGAUGCCCAGUUUCCAGCUGACUGUGGCCGCAUGUGCUUAAGUUGUCGAUCUUUUAGUUAUUAUACACUGAUAAAUACUGCAACAUCACAAGCAAAAGAAUAUCGAAGCAAAGAGGCAACGCUUGUGUUUCAUUCCUAUCUUACCCACUCCCAAUUUCCGGCCUUCAGACAUCCAGAUGGCGUCGGCUCCUCGUCUCCGAAUUUUGCUCAAGGAGCCAGAGGUGCGUAA